Plasmodium malariae is the source of this 1431-nucleotide messenger RNA. RefSeq names its product zinc-binding dehydrogenase, putative. Gene Ontology annotation, molecular function: oxidoreductase activity. Lineage: Eukaryota; Apicomplexa; Aconoidasida; Haemosporida; Plasmodiidae. The coding region runs from base 1 to 1431 and encodes 476 amino acids. The transcript has a single exon. The record is from RefSeq and is a predicted model, not a curated record.
AUGAGGGGAAUUUUGCUGAAAGGAGUAAAUAAGUUAGUCUUCAGCGACUGUUUGAAAAAACCUAUGUUAGAAAAAGGAAAUCACUGUAGGGAUGAAAACGACCUAUUGAUAAAAGUCUGCGCAUCAGGUAUUAAUAGAAUUGAUAUUUUAAUAAAACAAAAUAAAUAUGCACAUUUCCCAAGAAAUAAAUGUUUGGGAAUAGAAAUUAGUGGAAUUAUUGAAGAAUCGAAUUGUGAACGUUUUAAGAAAAAUGAUCGAGUUUGUUCCCUAUUAAAAUAUAAUGGAUACUGUGAAUAUGUACUAGCUAAUUCGAAGCAUACCAUGAAAAUAGACAAUAAUACUACUAUGUCAAUGAUCGAAGCUGCAAGUUUACCAGAGAGUUUCUUAACAGCGUACAAAUUAAUUUAUUACAUUGCAAGGUUUCCCUUAAUUGGUCAGGAUAUUAUCACGGGUGUGGAAAAUAUAAAUAAGAGGGGCAGAAGUGACGACGAAUUUGAUGGCAAGGGGAUAGACGGAAGGGAUGAGAAAGUUGAUAGCGAGGGCAUGAACAGAAGGGAUGAGAAAGUUGAUAGCGAGGGCAUGAACAGAAGGGAUGAGAAAGUUGAUAGCGAGGGCAUGAACAGAAGGGAUGAGAAAGUUGAUAGCGAGGGCAUGAACAGAAGGGAUGAGAAAGUUGAUGGCAAGGGAAUGGACAGAAAGGACAAGAAAGUUGAUGGCGAGGGAAUGGACUCACAUAAACUAACUUCUCUUGAUAAAGGAAACAGUGACAGAGGCCAUCACUUCAAACAAUUUGUCAAAGAAGAAAGAAUAAAAAGCAUCAACCGAAUAACUGAUAACUACUUUCAAAAUGAAGAAGUGAACGUUUUGGUUUAUGGCUCUCUAAGCAGCGUUGGUAUAAAUUUAUUACAGCUAUUGAAUUUUGAAAAAAAAAGGAACAUACUAAAAAUUAAUAAAAUUAUUGCAGUUACAUCAAAUGAAGUGAAAGCCAAAAAAGCUCUAGAAGUAGGAGCGACUGAUUACGUAUUUCAUAAUAAAGAAAAUUUUGUUGAUAGUGUGUUAAAUAUAACAAAAAAAAUUAAUUUAAUAUUCGACUGUAUCGGAAAGAGUAUGUUUGAAAAUAACAUCAAAAUAUGUACAUAUGACACUGUCUGGAUAUUAUAUGGUUUAUUAAGUGGAGCAAAGGUAAAUAAUUUUAAUUUAUUUCAUUUAAUAAAUAAAAGAAUUCUUUUACUUAAUACUACUCUUUAUGAUAGAUCCGAUAUAUACAAGGAAGAGUUAAUAAACUCUUUUCAAUAUAAUUUAUUCCCUCUCCUAAAACACAAAAUUUUGAAACCCUAUAUAUAUCAAGUGCUAGAUAUUGAGCAAGUGGAAAAGGCGCAUUACAUAAUUGAAAACAAUCUGAACAUCGGCAAGGUCGUAUGCCAAUUUUGA